This is a messenger RNA of Marasmius oreades (fairy-ring Marasmius), 420 nucleotides long. RefSeq lists its product as uncharacterized. Bases 1 to 420 code for a protein of 139 amino acids. The record is from RefSeq and is a predicted model, not a curated record. The transcript has 2 exons. Lineage: Eukaryota; Fungi; Basidiomycota; Agaricomycetes; Agaricales; Marasmiaceae.
AUGGAAAUGGGGAGGCAUGUCACUAUCAAUGGGCAACGGGGUAUAGGGAAAACUGUUUCGCUUUGGUAUCUUAUGCGAGCAGCUCUGCGGCACACACAGACACAGCCCAUUGUUUAUGUGGCAGGGGAAUCAACUCAUAUUUUCUUCAAUAAUAAAGUCUACAUUGCGAAUACCACGAUGGAUCUUCCAAAUUUUCCCUACCGGAAGAAUUCAAGUAUCUACGUGCGUUUACUGGUAUUCCUAGAUUGCGAAGCACCCCAAGAACUCCCGGUCUAUCUGUACAAGGAACACAGGAUUGUAAUCCAAGCUUGUUCUCCCAGUCCCAUCCGUCAAUACCCAUCUUGGAUUACACAGGUCAACUACAGAAUCGUCAGAAUAACCCUUCCAAGAUGGACAAGGAAGGAGCUCAUCGAAAAGUGA